Messenger RNA from Aspergillus terreus NIH2624, 3075 nucleotides. RefSeq names its product exocyst subunit SEC5. Gene Ontology annotation, biological process: Golgi to plasma membrane transport; exocytosis. Bases 1 to 3075 code for a protein of 1024 amino acids. The transcript is spliced from 2 exons. The record is from RefSeq and is a predicted model, not a curated record. Lineage: Eukaryota; Fungi; Ascomycota; Eurotiomycetes; Eurotiales; Aspergillaceae. Gene Ontology annotation, cellular component: exocyst.
AUGGCGAAUGUUGACGUAGCCAACUACUAUAAUAUCCCUUCGGCAUACCCGGAAGAGUGGCCAGCGGAACUCGACGAAAGCGAUGAGUCCGAUACCGAAACCCUGGGACGACGCGGUUCACGAUCCCGAUACUUCGCCCUUGAGCGGAGCAACAGUGGUUACAAGGGCGCGACCCCCGGAUCGUACAAAGGUCCCAAUGGUAGAGACAAUGCGGCCAAGAUGGAUGAGCCCGACCCACUGGGGACAGGCGACAGUGUUCUCAAGAUCUUGAAAAGGCGCGGGCUGUCCCUAGAUGAAGAAAGUCGAUUGCGCAAUCGGUUCCUGUUGUCGUCCACCGCGUUCUCCCCUGCGCUCUUCCUAUCCCAAGCGCACUCCGAUGAUUCAAUCCAAACUCUACUCGAUGGGUUGGGCUUUCUCUCCCGUUCAAUUGACCAGAAAUCCGCCUCACUCAAGGUCUUAGUCGAGGCCAAUUUCGAGCGAUUCGUCCGCGCAAAGGCGACAAUUGAUAGUGUCUAUACAGAAAUGAGAAAUCAAGGGAAAUCUCAAGACCUGUCAACUGCUCGAAGCUCACGCAGGUCAGGGCAUUUUCGCGUGGCUUCUGCCAACAUCACAGACCAAGUGCCCGGGAAGAAUGCCCUCACCAAGGAGAGUGAAUAUGGCAUGAGAGGAAUCCGGGCUCCUCUGUUGGAAGCUUCGGUCAAAGCGGAGGAAGUCUGGGGCCCGGCGUUGGGAGGUCGUGAAAGAGAACAAGCUCUGAAGUCGGUUGUGGACACGAUGGAAAGACAUCGAGACGUCUAUGAAAUCGGUGCUCUUCUCUCCAAGUCCAUCAAACAACGGGACUACGAAUCUGUGUUCGAGCAAUAUACCAAAGCCAGGACCCUAGCGAACAACGCCAAGAAUAUCGCCGAUGUCGCCAUGAGCAAGAACCGAUCGCUCACAGAUGAAGAAACGCAUAUUAUCUUAGCCAUGGGACGGAUGUGGAUAGAUGUGGACCAGCAAAUCCAAGCUUUCAAACGAGAUCUGUGGAAGCGUCUUGGUGACGUCCCUACCACCUCCACGACGGUCACUGCCUCGGGCCCUGUUGAAGAACAUAUGGAACUGAUCGGCGCUUUACUAGAACUGGGUGUGGAGGACAAUCCUAUAUGGGUCUGGCUUCUCAGCCGGUAUGAAUUCUUGAAGACCAAAAUCAACUCUUUCUGCGAGCGUUGCAAAGCAGAAAUUGAGAUCCUCAGGCGUCGACUGGCCAGCGGUGAGAAGCCAACUCCUCAGGCUGUGGCAUCAUAUCUGCGGCUGGCACCGCGUGAUGGCGCUGUGGCGAACCCUACAAUUUUGGAUACGGAUCAGGUCAUUGAGCUGUGGGAGUGUGUGCAUACAUUCUUGACGCGACUCUUGUCAUCACAAGGAGGGAUUCUCGGCGAAGUCUUGGACUUCUGGGAAGCUGCACAAUCCUUCAUUGACGGGAGCAAGCAGAAACUGCUCCCCACUGGGUUUGAAGGAGAGAGUCGCAAGCAUCACCGCCUCUCUUCGAGCGAUUCAAAGCGUUUGGAACAAGGAGUUGUUGAGUUGGUCAGUUUGAUUCGCGAAAACGUACUAUCGUUGUUCGCAGACCCUCCAACGGAGGACAUUCCCGUCCUCCCCUCUCCAAAAUCCCCUUCCACUCCCAACAGCCCGAUGGGUUUGGGUGUGACCCCUACCGAGUCCAGAUUCAAGCUUGAUCCGAGGAAUAUGCCUCUUCCCUCUCCCAAACGCGGAGAUCCCUGGGAGGACUUUGCGUUUUGGCCACCGUUCUCGAAUUCCCUCAGCGGCGUGCACUAUCUUGGACAGUUCCUAGUUAUUCUGGGCACCGCAGCGAGUGAGAUGGCGGCCCUAGGACCGGUAUCAAAAGACGGAGGUGUCCAUGAUCUCCUCAAAACUUUGGUGAGUGUUUCGCGGGAGCGCUCAGUCCGUGCGGCAUGCUCUGCUUGGGGCAAAGACGCAGAAGUGUGUAAGUUGUUGGAGGACUGGACUCGCGACCAGGAACGCAGAGAUUUGACCAAGAUGCCGGGUUUGUUUGUGGCAUUUGAAAAUGCUAUCCUCGGCGGAAUGCAAAAAAUACUCUACAUCUCGGAGGCCAUGGUCAAAUCCGGGGAUGUGGAUGUGGUCACGCAGCCGCCAGCAAAGCUCCUCCAAAUGGUGCGGACACAAUUCGUAUCCAGCGUGUACAAGGCCUUGAGCGGCUUGGUUGAGAAUGCGGAGCACCCUGCAGCCCCCGAAGAGGAGAAUGAAUGGAUCAUCACUGGUAGUAAAGCUCGGAACUACUCGGCCUCACCGGUCCUCGUCGCCGAUGCUGUCGACUCCCGCAAUAGGAAUGUGCGCAUUCUCCUCACGCUCUCGAACAUCAAAGCGCUUCAGUCCGAUCUGGUGCCCCAGCUGGUGGCGAACUUCGAGACCGCAUUCUCGGUCAAGCUAACUGAGGAAGCUAAAACGAUCCGAGACGUACUUGGUCAGAUUGACGAACGUCUGUUCCAGUCGUACACCAAGCCAACGGUGAAUACCCUGAACGCCACCAUCCACAGUGGAAUUUCCUCCCCUGAAUGGGAACCUACUGCCUCUCGACCGGAACAAGUCCGCCCUUACGUGUAUAGUACGAUGCUGGCCCUCGUGCUGGUCCACACCGAAAUUACGACUACUAUCCCAUCCACCUCAUCAUCAUCGUCAAGCCGCCAUCCCUCCACACGGUCAUCGCCACUACUUUCAAUUGUUCUCAAACAUCUCCUGACCCAGGUCUCUUCAUCACUCCUCUCUGCUUUCAGCUCACGGUCAUCAUACACUCUAGCGGCAUUGAUGCAGGCUACCCUGGACACAGAAUUCAUUGCACAGACCAUGUCACAGUAUUCUACCGAAGAUGCGUCAGCCGUGCAAAGUCAGAUCUAUGUUGAAUUAGAUCAACGAACGACGCAUGAAGCUCGGGCUCGGCUACAGUCGGAGCUGGGUGAAAUGCGAGGUAUCCUGAAACGGUUGAGGGAAAAGACGAAGGGCGAGUUUGCUUGCUUUAGGAAAACGAAAAGCAAUACAGGACAGAAACCCUCUGCUUGA